CGAUAUUGUGAACACUCAUGCAAGGAAUAAAUAGAUACACUUGGAAUGAUCGUCCGCAGCUAUACAAUUACUGCUGAGACAUAACUGAGUACCGCUUAUCCAGAGAGGCAUCACUUUAGCUACAUUAUUUGACUGUAAAUGCGCACGAUGCUGUUGUUGUGUAAGUGUGGCAGCUGGAACAGAAUUGAACCGUUGCAGCCACGCAAGACAGUUGUUAGUGAAGAACAGCGCGUGGCAGGUUUGUGAUCCAGGUCACCAUGUCACAUCUGCAGCAACGUAAGACCGCCAGCUCCCAAGGCGCACCACAACAGGAGCCUACCUUUCAGAGAAAUUCUCCUCGGAAGCGAACGACAACGUCUUCAACAAGCGGUGUAGGGACUUUUCUCUUGACUCUCGGCCUGAUCAUUGUCACUGGACUCGCAACAAGUUGGAUAGUCACAGAUUCGCUGACUUUCGGGUAUCCCAUACCCAAUUGGAGAAAACUUCUUCACCGACACGAGAUUACACUGACCACCGCCGAAUUGGCCCAAUAUGAUGGCACAGAUCCGAGCAAGCCCAUAUAUCUAGCUAUUAAUGGGAAGGUGUAUGAUGUCAGCGCCGGCCCGCAGUAUUAUGGGAAGGGUGGAGGGUACAAUUUCUUUUCAGGAAAGGACGCUGCCCGGGCAUACAUCACCGGCUGUUUCCAGACCCACCUCACCCACGAUCUACGAGGAUUGAGUGAAGCUCAAAUCAAGACGCUUGAUCAAUGGACAGACUUCUAUGCAAAGCACGACCAAUACUUCUAUGUUGGCAAGGUCAUCCAUGAUCCAAUACCAGAGGACGCACCAAUCCCUGAAGACUGUAAUGCUCAAACGAGUGAAUCAGCCUCCUAAGAACUCCCAGGCUACUACGAUAUAAUGAGGUGGGAUCAUCAGUAAAGUGCAAGCCGGUUAUCGCCCCCUAAGCUGGCACAUCGGAAGUUUUCCAAUUCAAAAUCUCGACACAGAUGAAUAAAUACACAUGUUCGCAAUCUCUAUCUGCCUGUACCUAUCUAUAGGACACUGUCUACAUGUAAACGGUGCCUCAAAAGGAUGGUAGAUCAAACAA
Molecule: messenger RNA, 1086 nt
Organism: Spizellomyces punctatus DAOM BR117
Lineage: Eukaryota; Fungi; Chytridiomycota; Chytridiomycetes; Spizellomycetales; Spizellomycetaceae
Exons: 6
Coding region: 258-872 (204 amino acids)
Cellular component (GO): membrane; endomembrane system
Source: RefSeq, a predicted model, not a curated record